Ceraceosorus guamensis is the source of this 1287-nucleotide messenger RNA. RefSeq lists its product as hypothetical. NCBI's taxonomy places the organism in Eukaryota, Fungi, Basidiomycota, Exobasidiomycetes, Ceraceosorales, Ceraceosoraceae. Bases 1 to 1287 code for a protein of 428 amino acids. The transcript is spliced from 2 exons. The record is from RefSeq and is a predicted model, not a curated record.
AUGCAGAAACACACGCUCUUGCCUCCUUCAUCUCUAGCGCAAGCAGAUGCCUCGUGGCUCACAUCCACGUCCACGUCCACGUCCACGUCCGACUCUUGCUCUCUAACUCCAACCUUGUCUCAUCUGCUUCUCCUCCCCACCACCUCGCCCAUCCUGCAGCGCCUCUCUCGCGAGACGCUCAACGCGCUGCUGGAGCUGGAAAGGUCGGAAAGACCAGAUACGUACGAGGGAUUGCUAGAUGUUGCUAGGUACUGCGUGGACGAGGAACCUGGAUGGAGCGCACAAGAUAAGUGGGAAUUGAUUAGACAAGGUACGGAUGUCGCAAACGAGGAUGCUGGGAUGGCAGCACAAAGGCAACUGGAGAAGUUGGAAGAGGAGAUGUGGGAUGCAGCUGGUGGAAGAAGCAAGGAGCUGGUCAAAUUGGCACGAGACGGUGUGACUGUCGAUGCUAUUCCAUCGCGCAGCAUCAACAGCAGCGGCAUCAACAGCAGCAGCAGCAGCAAGACGAGCACGAGGGACGCGUCAAACACCUUUGACAAUGAUCCACUCAUUUCUCUCGCCGACUUUACAAAGCUCAUUUCGCAAUCCGACAUUCUCUCUCACUUUUUCGCGCAAGACUUGCCCGGCUCGAUGAGGCUGGAGGCUGCAGUGAGGGUGCAAGAGACGCCUCGAGAAGCGUUGGCUACUUUGGCAGCUGUGGCGGUGACGGGCGGAGGAGGAGGAUCCUCUACUGCCAAGCGCGUUCGAGGAUUGUUGGGCGGUCUAUUGGGAGAGGUGGGGGAUAGGGUUGGAAAGGCGACGGGCAGAGAGACGAGGAUAGGCCCAAAGUCCAGCUUUGUGGGAUUGCAAAACGACGCUUCAAAGACGGAAUUGGACAGGUUGGAGAGGGGAUUUGCUGAUGCUCAGAAUGGUCGUGGUGCAGGUAAUGUGAGGAUCGCAAAAGGCGCAAAGAGUAGCGCAGCUGCUGCAGCACAAUCUCGACGACCUAGAACGCCUACUGGCGCUACGCCUGCGCUCGCUUCGGAGGCGGAAGAGCGCGUCAAGGCUGCAGCAGCUGCGCUGGUCUCACGCGAAGAAGGAGCAUUCAUCAUCGACGAGGCGAGGGAUGGGGAGGGGGAAGAGGAUGAAGAGGCGGCUACAGCGGGCGAGCUGGAAGACGAGCUGCAAUUGGUGCCCGGAACGACGAAAGCCGGCGUCGAGGAGUCGAAGAAGAAGAAGGAAGAGGAUAAGGCUACGAUCGCGCAGAAACGCAUGGCGGAUGACUUGCGAAAUGCUCCUGCGCAAUAG